Messenger RNA from Hypoxylon trugodes, 4332 nucleotides. RefSeq lists its product as uncharacterized. Gene Ontology annotation, molecular function: protein binding; ADP binding. The transcript is spliced from 4 exons. The record is from RefSeq and is a predicted model, not a curated record. The coding region runs from base 117 to 4241 and encodes 1374 amino acids. Lineage: Eukaryota; Fungi; Ascomycota; Sordariomycetes; Xylariales; Hypoxylaceae. Gene Ontology annotation, cellular component: kinesin complex.
GCGAUUAUUAUGGCAGCAUCAUCGCAAUCCACGGCCUAGAUACCGAGUCGCCGCGAACAUGGGUUUUCGAUACGAAAGACGGAAGCCGCAUUGUGAACUGGCUGCAGGAUAGCGAUAUGCUACCGGCUGCCGUCCCAGAUGCCAGGAUUUACACGUACGACUGGGAUGCGAAAGUUUUCGACAAUGCGCCCGUCCAAACGUUACUGAGCCACGCCGACAAUCUCCUCAGCCUUAUAGCGGUAGAACAUAGUACUUCGGGUCGAUCGAUCAUCUUCAUCGCAUCUUGUUUUGGCGGACUUGUCCUAGCUGAGGCCAUCUGUCGGGCCGCCCAGGAGGGCAGCAAAUACCGCCAAAUACUUCAGUCCACCAUCGGCAUCGUCUUCUUAGCCACUCCAUUCUCCGGAACAGACGCAGCUCGUCCCGCAUCGUGGCUCGUAGUCAUAAAGGGAAUUAUGGGUAAAGAGGCGUCGGGUCAAUUGAUCAAGGAUCUUGAGGAGCGCCAUGCUUUCGUUCGCGAGCGAGUCCAGAAGUUUGCCGAAAUCGCUAACGACAAUGCCAUCCGAUUGCCUAUCUGGUGUUUCUUCGAAACAAAGAAAACCAAAAUCGCAAAAAAGAUCCUUCCAACACGGAUUUUAGAUACGUUGUCACACGGAUCGAUACUCGUCACGGAGUCUUCGGCCUGUCUCCAUGGGUUUCAUCGUCGGGGUCUCGGCAAAGCUCACGUAAUGAUGAACAAGUUCGAGGGAAAGGACUGCCCUGAUUUCAUACAAGUCAAAGAAGCCAUCCAGUCCAUACUGGAAGAGGCACCAAACACCCUAAAACGCCGAGUGAAAGAUACAAAGGAGACUCACUUUAUGGUUCCAUUCGGACGUAACGAGAACUUCGUUGGACGCGAAUCCAUCCUACAACAGCUCCUUAGCAGAAUCCCCCCGAGCACGAUCCAGGACGACUGCCAGCGGACCGCCCUUGAGGGCCUCGGAGGCAUCGGCAAGACCCAGAUCGCCCUCGAGGCCGCCUAUCGCGUCCGUCACAAACAUCCCGACUGCUCCGUCUUCUGGGUUCCUGCCGUCGAUGCCACCAGUUUUGAAAAUGCCUAUCGUGACAUUGGUCGCCAGCUUGGGGUAAAAGGAAUUGAAGAUGACAAGGCAGAUGUGAAGAUGCUCGUUAGGGUUGCCCUUAGCCACGAGAGCGCCGGCAGCUGGCUCUUGGUCAUCGAUAACGCCGAUGAUCUCAAGUUAUUUGCCGAUGCGACACUUUCAGACUAUCUCCCAUUCAAUCGGAACGGCUCCAUCCUUUUCACAACGCGGAAUCACGAGGCUGCAGUUAGGCUCGACAUCCCACAACAGGAUAUUAUGAAUGUAACUAAGAUGAACAAUGACGAAGCAACGAAUCUGCUACGAGCCGGGUUAAAGGAAGAUCAGAUACGCGACGCAGAGAGCAUAACACACCUGUUGGGAUUUCUCGCCAAUCUUCCCCUGGCUAUCAAGCAAGCAUCAGCUUACAUGGCUAAGACGGGCAUGUUAACUUCGAAAUAUCUUCAGCAUUGCCAGUCAAGCGAUAAAACCAUGGUUAAGCUUCUCAGCCAGGACUUCGAAGACCGUAAUCGAUAUAAGAACAUAAAUAACCCAAUAGCUACAACCUGGUUGAUCUCGUUUAACCAUAUUUCCCGAGAUUAUCCACUCGCUACACGAUAUCUAAGAUUUAUAUGUUAUCUCGCAGAGAAGGAUGUGCCAACAUCGUUACUCCCUCCAGGAGAGGACGAGCUAGAAUCCGAUGAAGCGAUAGGGAUACUGAAAGGAUACGCUUUUGUUAUAGAACGUAAAGAACCCGACUCGUUUGAUAUCCAUCGACUCGUUCGGCUAGCCAUGCGCAAUUGGCUGCAGACAAAUGGAGAGUGGCAAAAAUGGGCGAUAGAUGCAAUUCAGCACCUUACCGACAAGUAUCCAUUUCCUAUGCACGAGAACCGGAGUAUUUGGAUGAGAUACCUCCCACACGGACAGUUGGUAUUAUAUCUUCGAAAUAAGUUUGCUGAUAAAAAGACUGAUCUACUUUUUAAUAUCGCGGGGAGUUAUUCCAUGCUUGGAAAGUACAACGAGGCAGAACAGAUGUACCGGCAGACACUGGAGCUGAGGGAGCGGAUGCUGGGCAGAGAGCAUCCCUCCACACUUGCCAGCAUGAAUAACCUCGCACUUGUUCUUGAUAGCCAGGGGAAAUACAAAGAGGCAGAGCAAAUGCAUCGUCAGACACUGGAGCUGAGGGAACGGAUACUGGGCAGAGAGCAUCCCGACACACUUGGCAGCAUGAAUAACCUCGCAGGAGUCCUUCGAAAUCAAGGGAAGUACGAAGAGACAAAACAAAUACAUCGUCAGACAUUGGAGCUGACGGAGCGGAUACUGGGCAGAGAGCAUCCCGACACACUUGACAGCAUGAAUAACCUCGCACUUGUUCUUGAUAGCCAGGGGAAAUAUGAAGAGGCAGAGCAGAUACAUCGUCAGACACUGGAGCUGAGGGAGCGGAUGCUGGGCAGAGAGCAUCCCGACACACUUGACAGCAUGAAUAACCUCGCACUUGUUCUUGAUAGCCAGGGGAAAUAUGAAGAGACAAAACAAAUACAUCGUCAAACACUGGAACUGAGGGAGCAGAUACUGGGCAGAGAGCAUCCCGACACACUUGUUAGCAUGAAUAACCUCGCACUUGUUCUUAAUAGCCAGGGGAAAUACAAAGAGGCAGAGCAAAUGCAUCGUCAGACACUGGAGCUGAUGGAGCGGGUGCUAGGCAAAGAGCAUCCCUCUACACUUGGCAGCAUGAAUAACCUCGCAGGAGUCCUUCGAAAUCAGGGGAAGUACGAAGAGGCAGAGCAAAUACAUCGUCAGACAUUGGAGCUGAGGAAACGGAUACUAGGCAAAGAACAUCCCGACACAUUUGCCAACAUGAAUAACCUCGCAGGAGUCUUUCAAGAUCAAGGGAAGUACGAAGAGGCAGAGCAAAUACAUCGUCAGACAUUGGAGCUGAGGAAACGGAUACUAGGCAAAGAACAUCCCGACACAUUUGCCAACAUGAAUAACCUCGCAGGAGUCUUUCAAGAUCAAGGGAAGUACGAAGAGGCAGAGCAAAUAUAUCGUCAGACACUGGAACUGACGGAGCGGAUACUGGGCAGAGAGCAUCCCGACAUACUUGGCAGUAUGAAUAACCUUGCAAUUAUUCUUAAUAACCAAGGGAAAUAUAAAGAGGCAGAGCAAAUAUAUCGUCAGACACUGGAACUGAGGAAACGGAUACUAGGCAGAGAGCAUCCCGACACACUUGCCAGCAUGAAUAACCUCGCAGUUGUUCUUAAUAACCAAGGGAAAUACAAAGAGGCAGAGCAAAUACAUUAUCAAACAUUGGAACUAAAGGAGCGGAUACUGGGCAGAGAGCAUCCCGACACACUUGCCAGCAUGAAUAACCUCGCAAGAGUCGUUCAAAAUCAGGGGAAAUACAAAGAGGCAGAACAAAUAUAUCGUCAGACACUGGAACUGAUGGAGCGGAUACUGGGCAGAGAGCAUCCCGACAUAUUUAGUAGCAUGAAUAAUCUCGCAGGAGUCUUUCAAGAUCAAGGGAAAUGCGAAGAGGCAGAGCAAAUAUAUCGUCAGACAUUGGAGCUAAGGAAACGGAUACUAGGCAAAGAGCAUCCCGACACACUUGCCAGCAUGAAUAACCUUGCAGUUAUUCUUAAUAACCAAAGGAAAUACAAAGAAACAGAACAAAUACAUCGUCAGACAUUGGAAUUAAAGGAGCGGAUGCUGGGUAGAGAGCAUCCCUCCACAUUUGCCAGUAUGAAUAACCUUGCAAUUAUUCUUAAUAACCAAGGGAAAUACAAAGAGGCAGAGCAAAUAUAUCGUCAGACACUGGAACUGAUGGAGCUGAUACUGGGCAGAAAGCAUCCCGACAUACUUGCCAGCAUGAAUAAUCUCGCAAAUGUUCUUGAUAGCCAGGGGAAAUACAAAGAAGCAGAACAGAUACAUCGACAGACACUGGAGCUGAGGGAGCGGAUACUGGGCAGAGAGCAUCCUGACAUACUUGGCAGCAUGAAUAACCUCGCAAGAGUCCUUCAAAAUCAAGGGAAGUACGAAGAGGCAGAGCAAAUACAUCGUCAGACACUGGAGCUGAGGGAGCGGAUGCUAGGCAAAGAGCAUCCUUCUACAUUAAGAAGCAAAGCGAACUUAGAUGCUUGCUUACAAGCCAAGAUAGGUAAGGGAUUAUGACAAGUUUUGACCAAGGACUAGAUGGCUUUGUAAGUAGAAAUCCUCCUAAUUUUUUUAAGGAGCUUACCGACAAAUAUAAGAUAUCACACCA